AUGGAACUAAAUCUGAAGCCAUGGAUAGAUGAGUCAGCUGUGACAGAGGAAGAAAAUCAAGAAACAAAGCUGCUCCAAAACCCUUCUUCUUCUUCUUCUUCCUCACCUGCACUCCCUUUGUUCUUCUCUGAACCCAACACUUCCAGCCAUCAUUUGUCAGUCCCUUACUCAUCUGAUCAUCCAAACACGCCCUUAUCUGCUGCCAAAUUCCCCUGGAUGGGGAGCUUUUUCAGCUUGGCCCAAUGGCAGGAGCUUGAGCUUCAGGCUCUGAUUUACAGGCACAUGACAGCUGGCGCCUCUGUCCCUCAGGAGCUCCUUCAUCUUGUCCGGAAGAGCCUCGUGAAUUCCCCAUUUUACCCUCACCACCACCACCAAUACUACUCCCAUUACCAGCCACCUCUGGUGCAGGCGGGGUACUGGGGGAGGGGGGCGAUGGACCCGGAGCCGGGGAGGUGCCGGCGGACGGACGGCAAGAAGUGGCGGUGCUCGAGGGACGUGGUGGCGGGGCACAAGUACUGCGAGCGCCACAUGCACAGGGGACGCAACCGUUCAAGAAAGCCUGUGGAAGCCGCCGCUGCCGCGGCCGCCGCCGGUCCCGGGCCUUACGGCGGUGAGGCCCGGAAGGGCGGCUGCGCCGCCGCCGUCGAGGCCCCCGGCGCCUUUACGAUCACGGCCGCCGCGUCGCGCUCGGCGGAUCUCCUUCCUCUGAAUCAGAGGUAUUGUGACUCGAUAAUCGAGACGAAGGGCCCUUUUGACCCGCAACCUGACGGGCACUCGACCGGUCGGACUCUUAGACACUUUUUCGAUGAUUGGCCAAAGCCUCUUCACGAGUCGGACAAUGCUUCCACUUACUCGGCCACGAAUCUCUCGAUCUCAAUGCCCGAGAACUCGUCGUCCGAUUUCUCACUGACACUCGGGACAACGGGAAUCGGGGACGCGUCUAGCUCCCAAGUCAACGGUGGUCAAAGGGAGAAUAAUAUUAAUAACAAUGAUAGUAAACCUCAUCAAGUGAUGAGUUGGGGAAUGGCUUGGGAGAAUAUUCCGGUGUCCGCAAUGGGUGGGCCACUUGCCGAGGCUUUGAGAUUGUCGGCCAACAACUCGUCAUCAUCCCCGACGAGCGUGCUUCAUCGUCUGCCACGUGGCGCCGUCUCGGAAGCUAGUUAUGUUACCUCAUAA
Molecule: messenger RNA, 1176 nt
Organism: Striga hermonthica
Lineage: Eukaryota; Viridiplantae; Streptophyta; Magnoliopsida; Lamiales; Orobanchaceae
Source: the annotation of a GenBank genome assembly